AUUUCUUUAUAUGGAAAUUGUUGUUGUUUUUAUGCUAUAUUUUUUUAAACUGUCCAUCUUGGGUAUAUCUACUUCUUUCUACUUUCAAUCAUGAGCCAAGUUGAUAAAAUGUGGUUAUAUAAGCAUCCUCAAGGUUUAAAGGCUUUAGAAUCUGAAUUGGACCAAUUACGAAAGAGAAGAUAUAACCGAUCCAACAAGUUUAAAAGAGGACAAGAUAUAAAUACAUCAAGCAAGGAAACACCUAAAGCAAUAAUAGAUACGCCAAAACAUACUUUGUCUACAUUCGAAUCGUGUUCCCAAAAAGACACACCAACUCUGCAACGAAAAGAGGUGCAGGAUAAAAAGAUCCAUCCUACAUUUAUUCAAAUACCAAAGCCUUGUACAAUAGAUGAAAAAGAAUCCAAAGUGAAUAGCAAUAAUAAAGUGUACCUACCUCAACUUUCUCCAGAACUCAAAUUUACUGAAACUGAAGACUCAAUUGAACCUACGAAGCAACGACCUCCCACAAAAAAGCGAGUAUCAUUUAGUGAACAGCUGACGUUUAUUAUUCCUACACAUGAUGAACCUAAAGAAGAACAGACUGACGUAAAUGAAUAUAAGCCAGAGAGAAUGGAACCUACGAGGCCGGUUAUUGAACGAUAUGCGCCUCAUCAACCGGUUCAAAGAAGGGAGCAGAAAAAGGAACCACAAAGACUACCGAAUAGACUACUUGAUAUAUUUCAGCCAAAAAGAGACAUCAAGUCUAUGUAAAUACAAAAUAGGAAAAUCUCCGAAGUUGGACUAUUUUUGUUGUUCUGAAAAUAAAAAA
Messenger RNA from Rhizopus microsporus ATCC 52813, 808 nucleotides. RefSeq lists its product as uncharacterized. Lineage: Eukaryota; Fungi; Mucoromycota; Mucoromycetes; Mucorales; Rhizopodaceae. The transcript has 5 exons. The coding region runs from base 91 to 750 and encodes 219 amino acids. The record is from RefSeq and is a predicted model, not a curated record.